ACAAACCCGAAUAAUCCAACAGGGAUAAUCCCGUCAGAAGUCAAGCCCCGCCCUGGAAAGAUUCUACGGUUAGGUGGUGAUCUAAGAUGGGAAGAUGCACAUGAACCACUUCAUAUAGAUAUUGAUGUGAACAAGACUUGUGGAGUGGGGCCAGGGAUGGCGUUUGCGAAUGCGGUGUUGAGAGGUGACCCAAGGCGGUUUCGGGUGGUUGGGUUGGUGCCAUGUGCGAUUGGAGGGAGUGGGAUAAGAGAGUGGUCCCGUGGCGGUAGACUUUUUGAUGGGUUGACAAGAAGGGCGGCAGCAGCGGUGCAAGGUGGCGGGGAGAUUCGGGCGGUGUUAUGGUUUCAAGGGGAGAGAGAUACAUUGAACAUAAGUGAUGCUGAAUUGUAUAAAGAGAGAUUGAGGAAAUUGUUUAUUGAUUUGAGAACUGAUUUGAAGGUUCCAUUGCUUCCUGUUAUCCAGGUUGCUUUGGCCUCUGGUGAAGGACCUUAUAUAGAAACGGUAAGAAAAGCUCAAUAUGAAAUCAACCUUCCAAAUGUAAUGACAGUGGAUGCAAAGGGACUCUUACUGGAACCAGAUGGGCUUCACCUCAGCACCCAUGCCCAAGUUCAGGUUGGGAAGAUGUUGGCUCAUGCUAUGCUUCAGUCACGUUGUGCUAGGUAGUCUUUAAUUGUGAAUAUUAUCAUCAUUGUUACACACAUAUAUACGGAGGUGCAUUUGGUUUACUUUCAAAAUUAAUUCAUAAUCAUAUGUGAUGAAAACUGUACUCUCUGAGUCUCUUGAGUUAUUAAAAACUGUAAGAUACAUCUGGAAAUUGUGAUUGGUCAAACGUGACAUGUCGCGAGAAUAUGGUUUUUCCGGUUGUUAUUUCAAGACACCGGUACCCGCGGUAAUUAGUUGGGUACCCGAGGAAUACACAUGGCGUGGAGCGAAGGGCGAGUUUAUGUGGACGAGUGGUUGAGAGAAUUGGGUAACAAAGGCAUCCAAACACGC
Molecule: messenger RNA, 993 nt
Organism: Helianthus annuus (common sunflower)
Lineage: Eukaryota; Viridiplantae; Streptophyta; Magnoliopsida; Asterales; Asteraceae
Product: probable carbohydrate esterase At4g34215
Exons: 2
Source: RefSeq, a predicted model, not a curated record